UCAAAUCCUUGCGAACACUGUGUCUCUGUCCGUCUGUCGCUCCUCCAAACUCAGCUACGACGGUCGACGACGAAGUCAAGCCUCAAGGCCGAAAACACCGCCUCCCGCCCUCCCGCUACUGGGCUGCAUAUGUAUGGAUAGUGGAUACAACAAUUUAUAUUAUUAAUUGAAGCAUGAAGUUAAAUAGGUCGACCUCGAGCUCCAACUUGAGCUUGGAAGUUCGAGCAAUAUGACUCAAACUUGAGCUUGAACUCGAAUUCGAGCUCAAUUUGAGCCAAUCGAGCUGAUCAAGGUGAGCUCGAGCCUCGAUCUAUAUAAAAGUUUGACGACCCGAGCUCGAGCCACCAAACUUUAGAUCCAUAUUAAGAUACUUCAAUGAAGCAAUCCAAGGAUCCUUUUGAAGCUGCUUUUGAGGAGCAAGAGGAAUCACCCCCUGAUUCCCCUAUAGGUGCCGAGGAGAAUGAAACCCAAAAUGAGGCUGCUAUUACUGUCAAUGAUCAUGGAACUGAUGAAUUUGUUUCCAUUAAUCAUCCUGAAAACCCUUCAACAUAUGUUGCUGCCACAGUUCCCACUGGGACUGCUGGCAAGCCCAAAGAAGAUGAUGAAGAGGAAGAGGAAGAGCACAUGGAGGUGCAACUAGGAAAGCUUGCAUCUAGUUCUGACCCCGAUAAGACUGCUAAAAUGCAGACCAUUUUAUCUCAAUUUACUGAAGAACAAAUGAGCAGGUAUGAAUCUUUUCGAAGAUCUGGAUUUCAGAAGUCUAACAUGAAGCGGUUAUUAGUAAGUAUCACAGGAAGUCAGAAAAUCUCUGUGCCUAUGACAAUUGUGAUGUCUGGUAUUGCAAAAAUGUUUGUUGGUGAACUCAUUGAAACAGCUAGAAUAGUGAUGUCUGAGAGAAAUGAUAGCGGACCUAUUAGACCAUGUCACAUCAGAGAAGCAUAUAGACGACUAAAACUUGAGGGAAAGGUUCCGAAAAGAUCUGCCCCACGACUCUUUCACUAGACAAAUAUUCAAUGGUCCUUGUGCAGGUUUUUGUUAUUCUCUUUUGCUUAGCCUAUGGUAUAGAAAAAUGCUUAUUAGUAGAAUUGAGAAGCGGGUUUAUCCUUUUGGAAAACAUUGUUGGGGUACAGUAGUGCUUUUGUAUUGCCAUUUUAUAUGAAAGAGUUUCAUGUUCACUUGUUUCUUCUUCCC
Messenger RNA from Ipomoea triloba (trilobed morning glory), 1191 nucleotides. Its product is annotated as transcription initiation factor TFIID subunit 11. Bases 376 to 1002 code for a protein of 208 amino acids. Gene Ontology annotation, molecular function: transcription coactivator activity; protein heterodimerization activity. Gene Ontology annotation, biological process: RNA polymerase II preinitiation complex assembly; transcription initiation at RNA polymerase II promoter. Gene Ontology annotation, cellular component: nucleus; transcription factor TFIID complex. The record is from RefSeq and is a predicted model, not a curated record. NCBI's taxonomy places the organism in Eukaryota, Viridiplantae, Streptophyta, Magnoliopsida, Solanales, Convolvulaceae. The transcript is spliced from 6 exons.